GACGGAAUGAGGAGGGACGCUUUUAAAAUUCAAACCAGCGAUCAUAAACAGACAGUGGUACCAUCUAUCGUUCUAACGUAUAUACAGUUGGUACAAAAAAAAAAGUGCAUCUCAAAGGAUACGUGUGUAGAUGCUAUAGAUUAUCGUGGACUAGAAAUCCUAUAGGGUCCUAUAGGUCGUGGGUGAAAAUAGAAGAGAGGGAAAAAAGGGAAGGAAGGCUGCCAUAUUGAACACGUGUCCGACCUGUAGUCUCCACAAUCUUCUACAUGGUGCUAAUUUCGUGCCAAUGUCGGAGGAUGGCUUUAAACUUGUGACUUAUCGACGUCGAAAACAUCGCAAAAAUACAGCACAGAAAAAUUUGCGCAGAGACGCGACUCCAGAAAACGCUGAAAAGUACGAGCUGCACGAGGUGGUGGAGUUCUUGGCCAUUCGCAUUUUACACAACGCUUACGAGCUCAGAGCGACGCCGUUAAUGAAACAUGUUCGUGAACAGCUGAAGACGGCCUUAAUCAUUCUAAAUUCUAACGAUAUUUCCGAAAUAGUCUGCUACGGGUUAGGACGAUUCACGAAGUCUAAGUCGUCGAGAUAUCAAUUGGCGUUUUUACUGUGCCUGAAGGCGCGAUACAGCGACGCUUGCGUGCACGUGUACGAUCCAGCGUUUUCCUCCAAGGAAAAGGAAAUCUUACGCUAUCUGAGUCUGAAAAUUAUAGAGAAGAAUGAGGAGGGCAAGCGUAUCCUCCACCAAGAUAGAACUACUCUCGUGUUCAUGCCGCAUUGCCCGCGGGAAUUGAUGAAUAAUUAUCUCUAUGCGAACUGGGGAGAAGGAUUAAGCAAUUGUAUUCUGCUCGGUAAUAGUAUCUCAAAUUUAAAAGAGGAUUGCUGGAACAAGGAUACACUGAGACGCUCGAAUUACGUAUACCGCAUUCAGCCUUAUAUUUUAGAAAUUAAAUUUGAUUUCCUCACGCAUGAGUACGAGUACGUUUUCAACGACCAAAGCAUUCAUAUAUUUCCUAAAGAGAAUUUUCUACAAGUUCCGCCGAAUUUCUGGAAUUGUAGGGAGGAACCGCAAUAUUUAAAGAACGAUGAGACUGAACUUAUUCGACGGUGUUAAUUGUUAAUAAAAAAAUACCUAAUAACA
This is a messenger RNA of Nylanderia fulva, 1138 nucleotides long. RefSeq names its product SRR1-like protein. NCBI's taxonomy places the organism in Eukaryota, Metazoa, Arthropoda, Insecta, Hymenoptera, Formicidae. Gene Ontology annotation, cellular component: cytoplasm; nucleus. The record is from RefSeq and is a predicted model, not a curated record.